Messenger RNA from Chlamydomonas reinhardtii, 4441 nucleotides. RefSeq lists its product as uncharacterized. The coding region runs from base 179 to 3031 and encodes 950 amino acids. The transcript is spliced from 13 exons. The record is from RefSeq and is a predicted model, not a curated record. Gene Ontology annotation, molecular function: ATP binding; ATP hydrolysis activity. NCBI's taxonomy places the organism in Eukaryota, Viridiplantae, Chlorophyta, Chlorophyceae, Chlamydomonadales, Chlamydomonadaceae. Gene Ontology annotation, cellular component: mitochondrion; cytoplasm.
CAUUUAGCCCAAAUGCAAAUGGCUUCAGCAAUAUGACACAGACAUGAAAGCUGGUGCCCGCGGCGGCAGUUUGCUUGCUUUUCGAUUGCCCAGCUCGUCUUUUCGCUGACCACCCAACGAAGGAUUACGCAGACACCUAUUUACCUACCCACGCACAAUAUCAAUACCAAAGCGCGCUAUGCUCAGUCGCGCGCAAAGCCUGCGGCUAUGGGCGUCCCCUUUGGCGGGAGCGGCCACGUCGCAGCGCCAGGGACUAGCUGGGCUCCUGGCGGCUCCUGGCCUGCCCGACCCGGCCGCAGCCGGCCAUCCCUCUCCCACCCCUGCACUUUCACCCGCCUUUUCUCUUUCCCCCAGCCCAUUCGCGCCGUACAGCUCCCAUGCCGCGGCCAGUUCCCUUAGCAACAACACGGACAGCAACAGCAGCGCUAGCAGCAGCUCUUCCAAUCCGGUACAGCACAAGUACCAGGCGCUCCUGGCCGACGGCACCCUAAAACCGGACGAGCAGCAGGCGGCGCUCGUACAGCGGUUGGGGCGGUUGUACGACGAGGUGGUUGACUACCGGCGGCGCAUGGACGGGCACGCGGCCGCCACCACAGAAUACCAGGCGCGGCGGCUGCAGCGGCUGCAGCAGCUGCUAGCGGCUGAGGAGGCGGAGGAGGCAACACAGGGGCGGGAGCGGCAGGCGCAGCCCGACCACCCGGAGCGCUGCCGCACCGCCGCCGCCAGCGGCGCCGCCACCGGGGCAGCCGCGGCAGCCGCGACGCCGUCGUCGUUGGCAACGUCGGCGGCGGCAGGAGGCGACUCAUCCAUUGUCGGCUGGCUAAAGGCGACAGUAGCCAGCUUUGUGCCCGGCAGUAGCACUGGCGCCAGUAGCAGUAGCAGUGGCAUUGGCAGCGGCAGUAGCAGCGGGGCGGCGGCGGCUUCGGCCCGGGAGCGGGCGAGGCGGGCGGCUGUAGCGCGGGAGGAGCGGCUGCAACGGGAGAUGGGGCCGCCGCCUGUGGCGCCCACACCGCCCCGAGGCCUGUAUGUGUGGGGCAGUGUGGGCAGCGGCAAAUCCAUGUUGGUGUCUCUCUUCUACCAGGCGCUGCAGGAGGGCGGCGGCCUGGGCGCGCUGCGGUGGAUGCACUUCAACGCCCUCAUGCUGGAGGUGCACGCGCGGCUGCACGCCCUGGACACAGCCAGGUGGAAGGCGGCGGCGGAGCGCGAUGCGGCGGCGGCGGCGCGGCUGGCGGCGGCGAACGAGCAAAGCGGCGCCUUGUCGGCGGCCGCAGCAUCUGCGGCAGUAGCAGCAGGAGAGAAGGGAGACGCAGGGGUUGGUAGCGAUGGCGGCGGCGGCGGCGGCGGCGGUGGCGGCGGCGUGCGGAGUCACCUGGCGGUGGCGGCGGCGGCGGCGCUGCGGGAGCGGGCGGCGGCGCUUGGUGACGAUGAGGACGAGGAGGAUUUGGAAGACGAAGGGGCGGAGGCGGAGGGGGCGGCUGUGGCGGCGGCUGUAGCGGCGGGGGAGGUGGGGGAGGUGCCGUUGACACGGCAGGGCGUGUUGCGGCAGUGGGAUCCAAGGCGGGAUCCCGAGGUUCGGCGGCAGCGGGAGGCGCGGGCGGCCAUGCUGGCGGUACGGCGACACAUGAGGCUGGCGCGGCUUGGCCGCAACGACCCGCGCAGUCUAGCCGCCGCCAAUGCACAACAGCUCACGCGAAUGGCGGCGGCGCUGAUCCGCGGCCGGGCCGGAGACCCGCUGAGCGGUUGGGCGGAGGCGGCGGCGGCGGAGGCGGCGGCGGCGCGCUCGGGUGGCGGCGGAGGCGGCGGCGGCGGAGGGGCGGCGGCGCCCAUUGCGUCGGCGCUGUUCUUUGAUGAGGUGCAGGUGACUGACGUGUUCAGCGCCGUGGCUCUCAAGGGUCUGGUGGAGGCGCUGACGGCGGCGGGCUGCGUGUUGGUGGGCAGCAGCAACAGGGCGCCGCAGCACCUGCCGAGGCACGGACUGCACGAGGCCAUGUGGGGACACUUCGUGGACACCCUGCAGCAGCGCUGUGAGGUGGUGGAGCUGUCCUCGCCCGCCGACUACCGCCGAGUGCUGCUGGAGCAGGGCCGCGCGGCCAUUGCGGCAGCAGCGGCAACAGCAGCGGGCCCGUCCUCCUCCUCUCCUGGUGAUGGCGUAAUCACAGCCGCUACAGCCGCUGCUGCUGCUGCUGCUGCUACUGCCGCCGCCAUCUGGCCGCCCGUGUGUCGGAGCUACCUGCACCCCGCCGGGCCCGGCGCUACAGCCGAGAUGGAGCGGCUGUGGAGCGCCUUUGCUGGUGCUACUGCCGCUCCUGCUGGUGCUACUGCCGCGGGUGCUACUGCCGCGGGUGCCGAGGCCGGGGGCAUGCUGGACAUCCCGGUCUUGUUCGGCCGGCGGCUGGGCGUGCGGCGCGCCAGCCCCUGCGGCGGCGGCGCCUGGUUCGACUUUGCCGAGCUGUGUGCGGCGCCGCUGGGCCCCGCGGACUACACGGCGGUGGCGGGGCGGUUCCACACGGUGUUCGUGGAGGGCGUGCCGGCCAUGAGCAUGCAGGUUCGCGACCAGGCGCGGCGCUUCAUCACGCUCAUUGACGAGCUGUACAACGCCAAGUGCGUGCUGGUGGCCAGCGCGCAGGUUCCUCCCGAGCAGCUGUUUGUGGGGGCGGAGGGCGAGGAACCCAUUCUGGAUGUGGAGGGGCUGCAGUUCGAGACGGCGGCGGAGGACGCACGGCUGCGGCGUGAUGUCAUGUCCGCCGGUGCGGUGGCGCCCGUGGCGGUGGGGCCGGCGGCGCUGGCGGCGGCGGCGGGCGUGCUGGGCGGCGCCGAGGAGCGGUUCGCCUUCCGCCGCGCCGUGUCGCGGCUGCUGGAGAUGCAGAGCCCCGCCUACAUCCGCGCGGCGGUGCGGCUGCGGCAGGGGGCGCAGGCGGCGCAGGCGGCACAGGGGGCGCUGGGGCAGCAGGGGCAGCAGGGGCAGGGAUUGGUAUGGCAGCAGGCGCAGCCAGGUGCGCAGGCGGCGCAGCGGCAGAAGCUUGCUACUUAAUGAGCACAAGGGAAGGAGCAUACAAAUGUCCUUUCCCGUUGCGAUCUACCGUAUUAAGACAAAGACCAUACGGGCGUUGCGGUGCGCUGUUCGGUGUGCGUGAAUGUGAGGGUGCAUGUGGGGGUGCGCGCUUGGGGAUGUGUGCAUCUAGACUUGCAGACAGGCUGUGUACAUGCCAGUGGGUGCUGAGAGGGGCUGGGAGCUCAAAGGGGCCAGAGCGUUGGGGCUGGCAAUUGCGGUGACAGCCGGAGGAUGGGUGUGAAGUGGGUGGAUGGGACCUGAACUUAUAUGCGGGCGUGUGGGAAAUGCGGUACACGGAAUGGGGAAUGCGGCCAACCCAAGUAGUAGCGGUAGCAUGCCAUGUACCUACGUGUGCUUUUAAAAGGGAGACAACAAGCGUGUGUGUGUGUGUGUGUGUGUUUAUGUGUGCCAGUCGAGUGCAUGCAUGCAAGAAUGCAUCAAGCGUGUGUGUGUUGGGGGGGGGGGUGUACAGAGCGUAUCAGGGGGCUGCAUAGACAUGAGGGACGGGGUUGGGCUGGCCGAGUGGCCGGGUGGGGCUGGGGCCGGAGCUGGGGGGGGGGCGUGGGAAAGAGGGCGGGCAGGGCUCCUAUCUUAAUGUCUCCAGACAUUAAUUGGCCAUUUUGGCCGUUUCCUAGACAUUCCUCCCGGGGGCUAAUGUCUGGGGCGAGACUUUGUUGGCCCGGGUUUGGGGCGGGUUUUGUCCCAAUUCCUAUGCAGAAGCCCCCAAACCGCCAUGUGCCCAGACAAAAGACGGCGGCCACCGGGCCGUUUUUGUCUGGAGCUAGACAUUACCCCAAAAACAAGAUACGACCCCUGAGGGCGGGUGAAUCAACGACAUGCACGGGGCGAGGGGAGGGGUGCCUAGUGCUUGCAGUGGGGGGAAUGUGGCAACCGCACACGGAACGUUUGUGGGAAUGCGGGUGUGGUAGCAGAUUGCUUCACUCGCGCAUUCGUAUAACCGCACAACACUGUGCACAGAGUCUGAACUACCGAACUUCAUGGUAAGCAAAGCCUGCCGUGUGCGCGCGUGCGGUAGUGACGGUGAUGGUAGCCGCGGUGGCGCCGUGGCGCCCGAUGUGGUGCCCGAUGCAAAGCCUGCCGGCAUAGUGGCAUGGUGGGCGGCGCGCGGCGGGCGGCGGACGAGUUGCGAACACGGUGGGGGUCGUGGCGGCUAGUGGCGGCUGGUGCAGCAGUGAUCCGCCGGUGGUGAAUGUUACUUUGGCGCCGGUAGUUGCGUUGCUUGCCGGUGGGAGAGCAUGGGAACGACGGAACAGGGGAUCGGGUUGAAGACAGGGGUGCGGGGCCCGACCGGAGAUGUCCAUGCGUGCUCCUGCUCGGCGUGCAGGCGUCUAUUGCGUGACAGUGUCGAGUGAGUGGAAAACUGGAAAU